Molecule: messenger RNA, 6115 nt
Organism: Branchiostoma floridae (Florida lancelet)
Lineage: Eukaryota; Metazoa; Chordata; Leptocardii; Amphioxiformes; Branchiostomatidae
Product: zinc finger protein castor homolog 1-like
Exons: 12
Coding region: 184-5484 (1766 amino acids)
Biological process (GO): positive regulation of transcription by RNA polymerase II; regulation of neuron differentiation
Cellular component (GO): nucleus
Molecular function (GO): DNA-binding transcription factor activity, RNA polymerase II-specific; RNA polymerase II transcription regulatory region sequence-specific DNA binding
Source: RefSeq, a predicted model, not a curated record
CUGGAAACCUAUCAAACCCCAGUGUUUACUGUCUCAGGUGUGUAGUGGCUGUUGCCAUAGAAACGGCAACUCAGCACCACCCACCCAGGUUUUACUGCUUUUCUGUCGGAAAUGUAACAAAAGGUUGUCUGGUGGCCAGCCGGGGGGAUUUUCAGGUGAAGGUGACACAAGAAAGCUCUAGACAUGUCUGCCAAGAAGCGGAAGGGAGGGCUGGCCUUGGACGCCAUCUGCGCCAAGCUCAAGACCCAACGCCGCGCCGUGGAAGACUCUCCAGAAGACAGCUCAAGUCCAGGAGACCCGACCGAUGUCGCGCCUCAGGUUUCGGAAGAGGACAUUCCUGUAAACGGGGUGGCGUCUCCUGAUCCUGCCGUAGAACAGGACUCAUGCCAUGAUGACGAUGAAUCAAACAGUAGAACGGAUCAUUCGCCUGAUCAUAAACAGUCUAGUUUAGAUAGUGAACAAGAUUGUGCAAUGCAAGAUAGCAAAGACGAUAUCCAGCCAAUAGGGAAUGAUGACUCUGUUCCAGAGCUUGCAUCGUCAAGAGACGAUGCGGCACUCUUACAAGACGAACAACCAGAAGACUUGUCAGUUAGAAACGACCAAGAUGUAGACUUAGCUAGCGAUAAGAACGAGCAAAGACCAGAGGAGUCGUCUAGACGAAAAAGGACGCCGAACAAAAUCACGCACUUUCAGAUGGAGGAGGAACUCUCAGAGGAAUGCAUCGACGGUGACGUCGUAAUCGUACAGCCCACAGGAUGUAGCGACAGUGAAGACGAAAUCGAUGACACCACCGAGUUCGAAAACCCUUUCAAUCAGAGCGACAAUGAAGACCAAGACGAUGAGGACUAUGAUCCUGAAAAAGACAAUAUAAACAAGAGGGCAAGCACCAACUCUCGCUCUGAACCACAACUUGCCAACCCUCUAGCUAGUAACACUAAUCACAAGGCAACUGUAGAAAGCAACAAACCAGAGCAAACACCUCCAACAGAACCUCAAGUAAGUCAGGGCGAUGCCUCCACAUUGCGAGAUUACGCGGAGACGACGAUGAACGAACUGAUCGGGAUGUUCGGGUACGACUCCAGCGAUCACGACCUCAAAGCGCUGCCCUUACAAACGUUUUCUUCGGGCAAAAUUCUUGAGAUGCAGAUCAAAGAGCGACAGGGAAACGGGAUCCAAAACGAGGCUCUUGCCCUCGUGCAGGGGUUAUCGGGAGCAAACAUAGACGCUCGGGGGUCCAAAUACGACUUUUUUAUCCAGAAGCUCAAGUCGGGGGAGAAUUUCGCCGACCCAAACGACACCAUAACGGCCGGCACGAUAUCCCCCCGCCGCUCGUCAAAAUUCGAUCCCGAACGAAUCAAAUAUCUCCAGCCUCAGGACAUUUCUCCCAUCCUCGCCAACCUCAACGAACCGAUGAAAAAGGGCGGCCGCCCGCUGAAAUACGACAUUCGGAACUUUCAGGGCUUAAACGCCGGCCCGCAAACAGUGACUAGCGCCAUGACUACCUCAGACUUACAAUCAAACACCAACAGCGUGGACAGCGACCUGUUUGACGGUGAGCUGGGCCGCACGGCAAACGCCAGCACGGACUACAUCAAGGCUUGCUUCUCGGAGAACGGCAAGCCUGAUGUGGAGGAGAUGCUGAGGAACAACGAGAUGAACAUAUUUCAGAAGUAUAUCGCAAAGUUCUCAGCAAACGUGCACUGCGGGCACCUCCACUGUGUGUACCAGUACAAGGAGCACUUCCACUGCCUGGACACAGAGUGUAAUUACCAGCGGUUCACCAACAAGCAGGACGUGAUUCGCCACUACAACAUGCACAAGAAGAAGGACAACUCCCUGCAGCACGGCUUCAUGCGCUUCAGCCCGCUGGACGACUGCAGUGUGUACUACUCAGGCUGCUCCCUCAACCUGAAGCACACGCACUACCACUGUAUGCAGGUUGGAUGCAAUAAAGUGUACACCAGUACGUCUGAUGUCAUGACCCACGAGAACUUUCACAAGAAGAACGCUGCGUUCAUCAGCGAAGGGUUCCAGCGCUUCCGAGCCACGGAAGACUGCGGUAUCAUAACCUGCUCGUUCUACGGACAGAAGACAACGCACUUUCACUGCCGUCGGCCAAACUGCAACUUCUCCUUUAAGAACAAGUGUGACAUUGAGAAGCACAAGGCCUACCACAUCAAGGACGACAUGUACACCAAGGAGGGGUUCAAGAAGUUCUACAAGUACGAGGAGUGUCGGUUCGACGGCUGCGUCUACUCCAAGGCGUCCAACCACUUCCACUGCAUCCGGCCAGGCUGCGGGUUCACUUUCACCUCGACGGGGCAGAUGCACUCUCACCGGCGCAAGCACGAACGGCGGGAGCUGCGCAACCUACGGGACAACAAGUACUCCCCGGGGGUGCACCGGAUGAAGCUGAAUCAGCUCAUCCAGCAACAGCAACAGUUACAGCUGCUACAACAACAACAACAGCAGCUGCAGCAACAAACACUGCCCAUCCAGAUACAAGUCCCUCAGGCGGCGCCCAUACCUGUACAUGUACCUGCCCCCACCACUCUUAUAACCACUGCUGCUACCAACCCCACCGCACCCUCCCCUGCUGCUCUCCAGGCUGCUAAACUCGCCAAGAUGCCCGAAGCCACGGACGUGCAAGAAGCAAAGUCCGGUCCGGUCAUCUCCGCAUCCCUCGCAAGGAUGGCAGCCGCCGCCCUCAGUCCUAGCAGCAAGCUGGCUGCUGCGUCCCCCACCUCUUCCAACUCCUUACCUCAGUUCCCCGUCCCGAGCGAAGAAACCUUGGGGCAGGUCAACGUCAAGAAAGAGAAAGAGAGCGAGGAGGACGAAUGCGAAAGCUCGGGCGGGUCCUUGAACUUGAAGAUCAAACAGGAAAACACAAGCUCGCAGCUAAUGUCGAUGGACGGGGUAGACUUAAGCGAUUCUCUCAACCUGACGGCAAACUUCGCCACCCUAGCUAACCCCCGAGCCACGGCAGAGAUGGACUUGGGAAGCUCCUUGAACUUGAACCUGCCAGGUGUGGAGGAAGGAGACAGUGGAAGGAGCACGGACACUUGGGAGAAAUUUCUGAAGAGGUACACUGCCAAUGACCCCUGCGACCCUCGGUGUGAGUUCCUGUAUAAGGACCAUUACCACUGUGUGGUGGAGGGGUGUGGGGCCAUCUUUAGGUCUAAGGAGGGAGUCAACAAACAUGCCAAGUACCACCGUCUGAGUGAAGGCAUGAUACAGAACGGGUUCGAGCGCUUCAGCCAAUCGCAGGACUGUCAGAAGUACGACCCCAACUGCCAGCUGAGGCUAAAGGAGUCCCACUACCACUGCACAUGGCCUGGCUGCACCCAUGCUGUGCAGAUGUUGACGCCCAACAACCAGCAUUACGAGCAGCACAAGAUGAUGAUCACCCCUCCGUCAGAGAUCAAACCCGUCACAGGGAGUCUGUCCUCCUUACCGUCCGGCAGCCAGGUCGAUGGGAUACCUGGGAUGAGGAGGUUCACCCUACAGGAAAACUGUGGCUACCCCGAGUGUUACUACUCCAUGAAGUCCAGCCACUAUCACUGUACAAAGGACGGAUGCCUGCUAGCGUAUGUGCAGGCACACGCUGCUGCUAACCACCCCAACAUGCACGACAACUCCAACAGCCCCACCAACCUCAGUGAGCACAGCCUUACCCCCAGUCCCGAGGGUCUCCAGUUCUUCAAUAAAUACCACAAUGCAAAGGAUUUCUUCUGCUACUACGGCAUCAAGCGGCUAUGUCCCGACCAACAGUGUGAGUACCGACUGCGGGGACACUACCACUGCAACAAGCCUGGCUGCCACUUCACAACGGUCGGCACCUCCAAACUGCCAUGGCAUCUCAAGAAACAUGACAAGGCAGAGCAGAGAGAGGCCCAGGGCUACAAGUUCUUCACCAAGAGGGAGAGCUGCGGCCGGCUGGGGUGCAAGUACAGCCUGAAGAGCAGCCACUUCCACUGCAUCCGGCCGGGCUGCAAGUUCAACUUCCAGUUCAAGCACCAGAUGGUCACGCACAGUCGCAAGCACAUGCGCCGCCUCUUCGGGCGAAACUUCGAGCAGGUCCUCAAGGCAAACGGCGAGGCCGCCAUGGAGUCCGUCAUCUCAAACACGCCUCCGGGGCAGCCGCCUCAGAACGCUGUCUCCUCCUUAAUCUUAAAGAAGCCGCUUCUUCAGAGCAGCGCUAGCAGCUCGGCAGCGACGCCGGUGCCAAUACUGCCCAUGACCUCCCUACCGCAGACCAUCCUCCUGAGCCCUCCAGCGAACCCCAUGCAGGUGGCGCUCACCUCUCCCCCUCAGGUUUUCACGUCUGGCGCGGCAGCCCAGAUGGCCAUCCCUGUCAACCUGACCGUGAACACGUCCAACAUCAACCAAGCAGCCGCCGCAUCGCCCACUAUCACCACUCAGACGGGAGAGGCCGUGCCCAGCACUCCGCUUGCCAUACCCCAGCUCGCUAUCAUCUCUCAAGCCCCAAGUCUGGCCGGGGCCGGCUUGCCCACGCUCAUGGUCACCCAGCCGACCACGACGCUCGCGGGACUGGGGCAGCCGCAGCUGCUAUCGCAGGUGCAGCAGACGCAGCAGAUGCAGGUGGCGGCACACGCCCUACAGCUGGCUCAGCAAAUCCAGAAGGCCGGGCUGGUCGCCCCCGCGCUGCUCGCACAACAAGUCCAGACCGUACCGCAGCCGACUCUGACCUCCCCGGGUUCGAUGUCACCGACACCGCUGUUCUCGAGUUUCUCAGUACCGCUCACGCCGCUAGAUUCGGAAUCUUCGCAGCCACCGAGCACGCCAAACACACCGGGGGGCAGCAACGACUCGGCCAGCAACGAUUCAGGGACACUGCACCAGCUGCCGACCAACAGGAACCCGUUUUCGUCCUUCGAGUUCCGCGUGAAGAAGCGGCGCUCUCGUAUGAUCGACGACGGCACGAUGCUUGAGGGAUUCGCUCGUUACGAUCUCUACGAGGACUGCAAGGACCCGAAGUGUCAGUUCAGCAUGAGGGUAACCCACUACCACUGCACCCGGCCAAACUGCGGGUACAAGUUCUGCGGGCGCACGCACAUGUACAAACACUCGCAGCACCACGACCGCGUGGACAGCCUGGUCUUAGACGACUUCCAGCGGUACAAGUCUUCGGUGAGCUGUGGGCGGGAUGGCUGCAUGUUCUCGGAGAAGAGCACGCACUUCCACUGCCUGCGAUGCGACUUCCAGUGCACCGACAGCACCAAGGUGACCGCCCAUCGGAAACACCACUCGAAGAGCGACACGGUCCAGGCGGCGGGGUUUAAGCAGUUCGGGUCGGGGGUUAGCUGCGAGCAGGACGGUUGCAGGUACAACAUGAAGUGUUCCCACUUCCACUGCAUGCACGAGGGCUGCAGACACGUGGUGGUGGGGAUGUCACAGAUGGAGUCUCACAAGAGGAAGCACACCAAACACAGCCUGUCCAUGGCCGUCUCCGCUACGGUUUGAUUAGACUCUCGUUAAAAAUCAGGUACCAACUCAUCAGGACUAACGAUGAACAAAACAAACAAGAAUCAAGCAUCUUCGCAUGCUCCAGCAAAAAAACCUCAACGUUUCUGAUCUAGAGUGUCCUCAGGAGGUGAAAGCAAAGUUAUCCUUUACACAGAAAAAAUGAGAUUUUUGUGGAGAUAUUUUACAAAGUGCACAUUAAGAGUGCCAUCCAGUUGCAUGAUGAAGAAUGAUGAUUGAACAAUGUAAAACUAAGCAGAUGCAUACCAGCAUACAAACAAAUGAAAUGUUACAAAAACUGAUGAAUUUCACACCUCAUAGGAGACACUUUUGUAGGUACGUAACAACAGGUCGGUUUUUAAACAGUGAUGUAAUUUGUAAAUAAGAUUUGAAUGUGUGCAAAUUGUGUAUGGAAAUUCAGUAGUGUUACAUAUUAUUAAACAGUGGUUCUGUGGUAACUUAUUAUAAAAAGCGUACAUGUGUAUAAGGACUAAAUGGAAUUGUUCUGAUAUUGAUGAGAAUUUUGAUGCAUGUGUUUUGCUGCUGCUUGCACAAUCCUGCUGUAUAGGGUGCUACCUUGUAUUUUUCAAGUGAACAUAAAUCAAUUUUAAGAUUACAUAUGGAAUAACAG